AUGACCGACCCUCCUCAUACUAUACCUCUUCACCACCUCCCUUCGUCCAUCUCCUACAAUGCUGCCACCACCACGGCCCUGGAGUCUCACCUCAGCACGUCCGACGAGGAGUCUAGCCCACCUCCGCGUUACACCCGCGAGAAUGACCCCUUCCAAUUAGCCUCGAAACUGAAAAGUCCCGAAGAAAUCGCCCGGAUGCAACCCCAAGCCAACAUCUCUCGCAAGCGUCACACCUCUGGCUGCCUCCCCCACACCGCCAACCCCCGCAAUGCACUCGCAUCCUCCUUAGCCUCUAAACAACUGCAGACCUUCUACGAGUCCCAGAAUGAGAACAUUCAACGCAUGCUCAAGCCCGUCGAAGAACACGUUCGCGACGCCCGUGAAACAAACAGCAGCAAUCAGCUUAAAUACAAAAUCGCUGUCUGGGGCUCCUUCGCCGCCAAUGUCAUCCUCUGUGUUCUGCAACUCUACGGAGCCAUUUCCUCCAGCUCCCUCUCCCUGUACACAACCAUGGCCGACGCCGUCUUCGAUCCUCUCUCCAACAUAACUCUCCUCGUUUCCAACAAGGCCGUCAACCGCGUUGACCCCCGUAAAUUUCCCGCCGGAAAAGCUCGCAUCGAAACAGCCGGCAACAUCUGCUUUUGUUUCCUCAUGACAGCCGUCUCUUUCAUCCUCAUUGCUUUCUCUAUUCGCGAACUCGCCGAGGGAUCCAACUCUGAGACGGGAUCUUUCCACCUCCCUUCCGUUGUCGCCGUCAUCGUCGCCUUUUGCACUAAAUUCGUGCUCUUCCUGUACUGCUUCGCGCUAAAGGAUCAGUAUUCCCAGGUCAUGAUCCUCUGGGAAGACCACCGCAAUGACCUCCUGAUCAACGGAUUUGGUAUCCUUACCAGCGUAGGUGGUGGUAAACUACGCUGGUGGAUUGAUCCCGCGGGAGCUAUUGUCCUCUCCGUGCUUGUCAGUUGCUUGUGGCUGUUUAGCGCGUAUCGCGAGUUUCAGUUGCUUAUUGGUGUUACGGCCGAUACGAAGAUGCAGCAGUUGAUUACUUAUAUCUCAAUGACCCACUCCCCCCUCAUCACCGCCAUCGACACCGUCCGUGCAUACACCUCCGGCCCUCGAUUGCUUGUGGAAGUUGACAUCGUCAUGGACCCGAACGAUUCGCUGCGGGCUACACAUGAUGUCGCAGAAGAACUGCAAAUGAAACUGGAGUCGUUGCCGGAUGUGGAGCGGGCGUAUGUACACGUGGAUUAUGAGACGACGCAUAAGCCAGAACACUUCUUGAAGAAGGAGUUGUAA
Aspergillus tubingensis is the source of this 1293-nucleotide messenger RNA. Its product is annotated as cation diffusion facilitator family transporter. Gene Ontology annotation, molecular function: monoatomic cation transmembrane transporter activity. Gene Ontology annotation, biological process: transmembrane transport; monoatomic cation transport. The record is from RefSeq and is a predicted model, not a curated record. Gene Ontology annotation, cellular component: membrane. The transcript has 2 exons. Bases 1 to 1293 code for a protein of 430 amino acids. NCBI's taxonomy places the organism in Eukaryota, Fungi, Ascomycota, Eurotiomycetes, Eurotiales, Aspergillaceae.